AUGAAGGCAAAGGAUGGUUUGGAACUGAGCGAGGAGCUGCAGAGAGGCAUCGCAGCAUAUGGGGUUCCAGAACACGAGCUUACGUUCCUCCAGCGGCGCGCCAUUGCUCGGCUGGCGGAGGGGAAGGACGUGGUGGUCCACGCCGGAGGGGGGCGAGGCAAGACCAUCGCCAUGGUGGUGGGCAUCCUCCAGCGAAUAGCGGCGCAGGGCAAGGACUCCGUUCAGGUCCUGCUGGUCCUUCCAACACGCGAGCUGGCGCAGGGGACCGACCACAUCGUCCGGUCGCUGGGUGCCCACAUGGACAUCAGGACGCAGCUCAUAGUCGGAGGGGUCCAACAGGCCAGGAACUACAAGCAAAUGCUGCGCGAGUUGGCCAGCGUUCAGGUCGUGGUCAGCACGCCUGGCCGCAUGUUAGACGCCAUCAUACGCGGUGGCAUGGACCCGGAGCAGGUCCGGAUGCUGGUGUUGGACGAGGCCGACGAGACGAUGUCCCGCGGUUUCGAGGAAGUGGUCGAUGACAUGAUCAAGGUCCUCCCACGCGACAUACAGAUCGCCAUGUUUACGUGCACCAUGCAUCCCGAGUGCACGCGUGUGGCGCAGGAAUACAUGUCCCAGCACGUGAGCGCCGACGAAAAGAAGCCAAAGGCCGACACGCGGUAG
Acanthamoeba castellanii str. Neff is the source of this 660-nucleotide messenger RNA. RefSeq names its product DEAD/DEAH box helicase domain containing protein. Lineage: Eukaryota; Discosea; Longamoebia; Acanthamoebidae. The record is from RefSeq and is a predicted model, not a curated record. The transcript has 2 exons. Bases 1 to 660 code for a protein of 219 amino acids. Gene Ontology annotation, molecular function: ATP binding; nucleic acid binding.